Molecule: messenger RNA, 1052 nt
Organism: Cercospora beticola
Lineage: Eukaryota; Fungi; Ascomycota; Dothideomycetes; Mycosphaerellales; Mycosphaerellaceae
Source: RefSeq, a predicted model, not a curated record
CUGCUGCAUAUCUCCGCUUCAACGUCUACGCACGACAUCCUGAAUUCGGGAAGCCGCGAGACCGCGAUAUGUUGGUCACCAACAUGUUUCAGCCGGACAUACUGGUCCUGUCUCGCUUGCGACGCGACAGAGGUAGGAGAGGAUAAAAAAGCAGCAAAAUAGCUCUUUCACGCACACAGUACCAGAAAGGAACAAGCAACAUCACCGGAACCAAGUACCUCAGAAGAAGACAGUACAAAACAUCAACCAUGCCCACUUCACUAAAAGAGAUCCGCGCUUCCAACGCCUCCCUCCAUCAAACCCACUCCUCGCCCACAACAGCUCUCUUCGUCGGCGCAACAAGUGGCAUAGGCCUCGCAACCCUCCAAGCCUUCGCCAAACACAUCCCCUUCCCCCACACCAUAAUCAUCCGCCGCAACCAAAAGACUUUCCAACCUCACCUCGACAAUCUGAAAACCCUCAACCCCAACAGAACCUACACAUUCCUCGAAUCCGACAUUUCCCUCCUCGCGAACGUCGACUCAGUCAGCCAAGAAAUCAAGUCUAUCCUCUCACAGCAACCCAAUAGCAAACUCGACCUCCUCUUCCUCUCCCAAGGCUACAUCUCCUUCACCGGCCGCGAAGAAAAUGCCGAUGGACUUGACAACUCUGUGUCAUUACGUUACUACUCCCGCAUUCGCUUCAUCCAAACCCUCCUACCAGUCAUGUCCUCUUCCGCGCGAGCGGUAUCGAUUCUCGCAGGAGGGAAAGAAGGCAAAAUCUUCGAAGAUGAUCUCGAUCUCAAAAAGAAUUAUUCUGUUGGAAAUGCAGCGGGACAGUUUGCUACGAUGAUGACAUUGUCUUUCGAUAACUUUUCUUCGCAGUCCGAGAAUUCUGGGACGGGGUUUUGUGCAUGUUUUUCCGGGGUUGACGAGCACGGGUCUACUUGGGAGGAGUGCGAAGGGUGUGCUGGGAGUUUUGAUGAGAUGGGUCGUGGAGCCGCUGUUGGGUGCUUUGGUGAUGGGGAAGGCAGAGGACGUGGGGGAGAGGAUGUUGUUUUAUGCGAUGAGUGA